This is a messenger RNA of Balaenoptera ricei (Rice's whale), 630 nucleotides long. Its product is annotated as protein HP-25 homolog 1-like. The transcript is spliced from 3 exons. NCBI's taxonomy places the organism in Eukaryota, Metazoa, Chordata, Mammalia, Artiodactyla, Balaenopteridae. The record is from RefSeq and is a predicted model, not a curated record. Gene Ontology annotation, molecular function: protein binding.
AUGGAGGAGUUUGGGAAAUGUGAAGCAAUGGAAUGUUUCUGGAUUUUAGCUUUAUUUGUCCUGUUACUUGUGGCCGAUGUCAAAUCUUCAGCAGAUUCUCAGCUAUGUGAACCUUGUGGACCCCAAGGACCUCCAGGACCCAGGGGUCCUCCAGGGCUACUUGGUUUAGCAGGACCCCCAGGUGUAACAGGACCAAGUGGUAUACCUGGGGUGCCUGGAGCAGUUGAGAAAUGCCCAUGUCUACCUCAAUCUGCCUUUUCCGUCAAGCUGAGUGGGCAUCUCCCAGGACCCUCCCAGACCAUUGUCUUCCAGGAAGUUCUGUACAACCGUGAGGGCCACUUUGACCUGGCCACUGGAGUGUUCACCUGCAGCGUUCCUGGUGUGUACCACUUUGGCUUUGACAUUGCAUUGUUUCAGAAUGCUGUCAAGGUGAGUCUCAUGUGGAAUGGCAUCCAGGUCUGGGACAAAUGAGCAGAGGCCAAGGACAGCCGUGAGCAAGCUUCAGGAAGUUCCAUCUUGCAGCUGGAGAAAGGGGACAGGGUCUGGCUGGAGUCUAAGCUGGACAAAGAAGAAUCUGAAAAAGGAACUACUCACACUGUGUUUUAUGGGUUUUUGCUCAGUGGAAAUUAG